Monoraphidium neglectum is the source of this 1971-nucleotide messenger RNA. RefSeq lists its product as hypothetical. Gene Ontology annotation, biological process: positive regulation of mitotic metaphase/anaphase transition; anaphase-promoting complex-dependent catabolic process; protein K11-linked ubiquitination. The transcript is spliced from 7 exons. The coding region runs from base 1 to 1971 and encodes 656 amino acids. Gene Ontology annotation, cellular component: anaphase-promoting complex. The record is from RefSeq and is a predicted model, not a curated record. NCBI's taxonomy places the organism in Eukaryota, Viridiplantae, Chlorophyta, Chlorophyceae, Sphaeropleales, Selenastraceae.
AUGGAGGCCCUCAAAUCGAGGGACCCCGCCGCCUGCAUCCGCGCGCUGCACCAUUAUUUCGACUCGGCCGGCGGCGGCGCGGCCGCGGGGGGCGCUGCGGGGGUGCCGCCGGGCGCGGCGGCGGCGGCGGCGGCGGCGGCGGCCGGGGAAGCGUCCAAGGGCCGCUGCCAGAGCGCCCUGCUGACCCUCAGCGCCGCCCACGCCGAGCUGGGCCACACCGCCGAGUCCCUAAGGGCGCUGCACGAGGCCCUGCGGCUGGCGCAGCAGCAGGGCGACACCUGGGCGCUCGCCCACUCUCUGGCGGCCCUGUGCCGCGUCGUGAUGAUGUCAGAGGGCGUCAGCGAGGUGCCCGCCGCGGCGGCGGACGGGGACGCUGGGGGUGAAGACAGCAGCGGCGGCGGCGCUGGGCCGCCCGCGGGUGGGCUGGACCUGGCGGCUGUCCAGGAGCAGCUGCAAGCGCUGGAGCUGCUCAGGCGGUGCCUGAAGAUUGCCUGCCAGCAGCAGUGCCCGCACAUCGCGGCGUUCGCGCGGCUCGCAAUCGCCCGCUUCGACCUGCAGCAUGCCUCCGCGCCGCCGCAGCCGCGGGCGCCCGCGCCACAGGCCGCCCCUGGCGGCGCAGACCCAGGGGGCGGCCCCGAGGCGGCACCCGCCUGUGCGGGCGCGCUGCGCGCGCAGGCAGCGCUCCGGGACGCGUGCGUGCUACAGCACGCGGCUGCGCUCGCGGCCGCCGCGCCGCCGGCCGCGCCGGCGGCGGCCGCUGCGGCAGCUGCGCCGCAGCUUCCGGGCGCGCCGCAGCGGGGCAGGGUCGGGGAGCUGUACAACCCUUCGAGCGUCUUUGGCUCAGACGCCCGCGGCAGCCUGCGCGCCAGCGCGCGCGCGUGCGCGCAGGCGGCGGGCGCCGCGCACCUGCUGCAGGCCGCCGCGUGGCGCCAGUACGGCGCGCCGGGCCUGGCGGUGGCGCACGCGCUCGCGCACCUGACGUGCUGCGGCGCUGGCGGCGGCGGCGACGGCAGCGGCGGGGGGGAUGCGGCGACGGCGUGGGCGCAGCUGGUGACGCUUGCGCUGGAGCAGCAAGGCCCAACCGCCGCUGACGCUGUCCUGUCGGAAGCGGCUGAGCAGUAUGCCCUGCAGCUGCCCAAGCAGCUGGCGGCCGUGAAUGCGGGGAUGAUGCAGGCGCGCGCGGUGGAAGAGGGGGAUGCCGCGGCGGCCGAGCUGUGGCUGUCUGAGCUGGCGUCCACAGCGGAGCCAGGGCCGGGGCUGGAUCGAGAAAUCAAGCUCGACGCUGCGCUGGCCCGCGCGGCCGCGCUGGCGGCGGGCGGCGCGCUGGCGGCGGCGCACGACGCGGCGGCGGGCGCUUUCCGGGACGCGGCGCGGGCAGGCAUGCAGGCCGCGGCCACGUCUGCGCUGCUGCAGCUGGGGGAGUUGCAUCUGGCGGCAGGCGACCCCUCGGGCGCGCUGCCCUUUGCCCUGAGCGCCAGCCUGCACUGCCAGCGCCUCUGCCUCGCGCGCCCCGCGCCGCGCGCGGCGCUGCUCGUCGCGCGGCUGUGGCACGCGCUCGCGCCGCCGCCCGGCGGCGCGCGGCAGGCGCUGAUGCUGCUGCGGGGGGCGCUGCUGCCCGCGCUGGCGGGGAGGGAUCGGGAGGCUGUGGGGCAGCUGCAGGUGGCUAUGGCUGAGGUGGCGCUUUCAGAUAGAAUGGAUGUGGGGGUGGCAGCAGGGGGCAGCGAGUCCGAGCAGCGGCGAGGAGCCAAGGGCGCGGCAGCCGCCCGCGAGCGCGCCGCCCGAGAGGCUGCGGCUCGUCUGGAGGCGGGGGCGCGGGCUUUGGAGGUGGCAGGCGCUUGGCGCGGCGCGCAGGCGGCGUGGUCGCUGCUGGCGGUGCUGCGGCACGCGCGCGAGGAAGGAGGGUUGCGGGACGCAGCAGCGGCGCGCGCGCUCACGUGCCAACGCGGGCCACUGAGCUGUGCCGCUGGGUAA